This is a messenger RNA of Lottia gigantea (owl limpet), 594 nucleotides long. RefSeq lists its product as hypothetical. The transcript is spliced from 3 exons. Bases 1 to 594 code for a protein of 197 amino acids. Gene Ontology annotation, cellular component: membrane. The record is from RefSeq and is a predicted model, not a curated record. NCBI's taxonomy places the organism in Eukaryota, Metazoa, Mollusca, Gastropoda, Lottiidae.
AUGGAACAUUUACAUGUUGUCCCUUUAAACGAACUAUGUUUGGUCAUCUUCAAUAUUUUAAUGCAUAGCGCUAAUUGUGAUCCACUCUUGUAUAUUCCAGACGAUGAUCUAGCUCUAUCUAUGGAUGGGGAAGGAUAUGGGUAUGACCAGCCUGGAGAUGGUGACUUUAAAAAGAGUAAACAAACCCUGAUACUGAACCAUGGAUUGGACAAAGCACAAGUGGUGGUAACAGACCGGAUAACUCUUCAUGAUAAACCUUGUUAUAAAACUGGGUAUGGUCGACUUCCGGUAACUUUUGCUCCCAGCCCAGUUAUUGAGAAACAGCCAGUUUCCAGUACUGUAUAUUUUGCUCAGCCUCCCAACUAUCUGGGGUUAUCCAUUAUAACUUGUAUGUGCUGUUUCUGGCCUAUUGGUAUAGCUGCUACAUGUUAUUCUAUUGGGUCUUCGAAUGCAGCUGAACGGAUGGACUUCGCGACAGCUAAAUCAAAUGGACAAAUAGCUAAAAGAUUGUGUAUUGCGGCAAUAAUUUGUGGAAUUACCAUGUACGUUCUGUGUGGAAUCCUGAUUCAUAAAUAUGUGGUGAUGACGCCUUAA